AUGUGGGCACGGCAAAGGGGGCAGCGGGCGUGCUCCGGUCAUGGCAGUCCCCAGAGAGACCCCAAGCUGGACCUCCUGGUGCAGCCCGGCCCGGCCGAGGCCCGCGACACCUCGGCCCUGCUCCGCGUCCGCGUCCAGCCCCUGCGCAAGGACGAGCAGGCCAAAACCUACGUCCUCUGCACCCAACGCCGCCCCGGCCAACCCUGGUUGCCCCACCAAGGCCCCGACGGACGGAUCGUGGUGCUGGAGGAGAAGAAGUCGCUGUUGCCCCUUUGGCUGCAGGUGAUCCUCAUCGCCGGGCUGCUGAUGCUGUCGGGGAUGUUCAGCGGGCUCAACCUGGGCCUGAUGGCGCUGGAUCCCAUGGAGCUGCGCAUCGUGCAGAACUGCGGCACCGAUAAGGAGAAGCGUUACGCCCGUAAGAUCGAGCCCAUCCGCCGGAAGGGGAACUAUUUGCUCUGUUCCCUGCUGCUGGGGAACGUGCUGGUUAACACCACCCUCACCAUCCUCCUCGAUGACCUCAUCGGCUCCGGCAUCGGUGCCAUCGUCGCUUCCACCAUCGGCAUCGUCAUCUUCGGGGAGAUCGUGCCCCAGGCGCUCUGCUCCCGCCACGGCUUGGCCGUGGGCGCCAACACCAUCGUGGUCACCAAGUUCUUCAUGCUGGUGACCUUCCCCCUCUCCUACCCCAUCAGCAAGCUCCUCGACUGCAUCCUGGGCCAGGAGAUCGGCACCGUCUACAACCGGGAGAAGCUGGUGGAGAUGUUGAAGGUGACGGAACCCUACAAUGACCUGGUGAGGGAGGAGCUCAACAUGAUCCAGGGAGCCCUGGAGCUCCGCACCAAGACGGUGGAGGACGUGAUGACCCCGCUGCAGAACUGCUUCAUGAUCAACAGUGACGCCAUCCUGGACUUCAACACCAUGUCGGAGAUCAUGGAGAGCGGCUACACCCGCAUCCCUGUCUACGAGGACGAGCGUUCCAAUAUCAUGGACAUCCUCUACAUCAAGGACCUGGCUUUCGUCGACCCUGACGACUGCACCCCCCUCAAAACCAUCACCAAAUUCUACAACCACCCCGUCCACGUCGUCUUCCACGACACCAAGCUGGAUGCCAUGCUGGAGGAGUUCAAAAAGGGUGAGGGGGUCGGGGGGGUGCCACCGCUUCCGCGGGGCGGCUGCUUUCCUCCCCUCGGAGGAGGCCGGUGGAUGCCGGAAGCAAAACGGCCAGGGAGUUUUGCCCUCUGGGGCUGGAGCUGCCCACACCGGGGCUGCUUGGGGUCCCCACAGUUCGGGCAGUCACUAUCCGGAGGGGACGGGGGGUCUGGGGACACGGUGCUGGGGAUGGGCAGCACGGCACCGAACAGGGGGCAGCUGCUCGGUGCCCACAACCAGCCGGGCUUCCGGGGUUUGGUGUGUAACCGCGCCGCGCCCGCGCCGGGGAGGGAAAACCUCUGCUUCCUCAGCAGCGGAGCCACCAGUGCUCAGCGCCAGCCUCGAGAAACGCUUUGGGAGUGUUUACUUGCUCCUUGUUUUUAAUUAUCGGCCCCGGAGGCCCUUGGAGAGCUGCUGGAAAAUUGCUCGGCUCCCUGGUUUGGGCUCGGCUUCCUCCUCCGGGCCUUGCCCCGCCACAGGGAACAGCGAGGGCCACUCGGUGCCAGCCCCCGUCCCCGCUCCGCUUCCCGCUCCCGGCAUCGGGGCACCUAAAAUUGUCAGUGGGAGGAGGAGUGGGACCCGGGCUCACCGGAGGCUGAUCCCACUGGGAGCGGGAAAGGCUGUGUUAGCUCCGAGGUGGGGUUUGACCUCCCCGGGGUCCCCACUCAGGGCUUGGCCCAGCCGGGCAGGGGACCCUCCUGCCCUCCCCAGCUUCUCGCAGCUCCUGCCGGCGUGGGACCGGGAUAAAAUAAAGAGCCCGGCUGUGGAGCAGCUGUGCUGGGUGAUGCCAGGCCAACCCUCAGCCGUGCGUGACCCCGCGCUCUCCUCCGGCUCCCGUUACGCUCGCCCGGCGGAGGUUUGGGCACAUCGGGAGAGUCGGGCGGUUUGCUGCAGUCGGGGACGUUUCAGGGCGGGGAUCUCGCUGAGAUUUAGGGGAUCUGAUAAUUCCUCCCACAGGCAGAGCUCGGCGUGAGCUUGGGUGAGGGUUUGGGAGCUGGUGGGUCCAAGCCUGGCUGAUCUUUGAGGGUCGGUAGGAGACAGCAGCUCUGCUCCUGCCUCCCUUUGCGACCGUGCUUCCCUGGCCCCCAAAAAUAUCGGCGUGGGAACGACGUCCCUCGGUCACGGCUUGGCGUUGCCGUGUGGUUGCGGCAAGGACGACGGCAUCACAUCAUCUUGGAGCUGCCGUGAUUAGCAAAAAACUUAAUUGGCAAAUGCUUUUCCUUUGGGUCAUCUCACGCUGCUUCACGAGCCGCCGCAGGGGCACGCAGCCGACCUGUUUCCAAAAACCAGCGGCGUAGAAGCAGAGUCCUGGUGCUGCCAGAGCUGGAGUUAUCCUGGCUGCUGGCACCAGCUCUCCUUCCGAUGAAUCCUUAUUAAAGGAUUUAAAGCACGCUCAUUCCGGUUACAAAGCCGCCCAUGGCCCGUAUUGUUAUUUUUUUCAUCGCUGCCUCUCUGGGUCAGGAGCGGGCCAUUUGUGGGGCCGCUGCCUGGGCUGGUUUUGAGGUCCCUCUCCGAACCCCCGUUCCUCGUGGAUGCAGCACUGUGACAAGUCUCUGCCCUCAUCCCACCGACCAGGACCCGGGUCAGAAACAGGAGACGCAUCCAGCA
Messenger RNA from Egretta garzetta (little egret), 2754 nucleotides. It is a transcript of the gene CNNM4, whose product is annotated as cyclin and CBS domain divalent metal cation transport mediator 4. Bases 1 to 1530 code for a protein of 509 amino acids. NCBI's taxonomy places the organism in Eukaryota, Metazoa, Chordata, Aves, Pelecaniformes, Ardeidae. Gene Ontology annotation, molecular function: sodium ion transmembrane transporter activity; magnesium ion transmembrane transporter activity. Gene Ontology annotation, biological process: magnesium ion homeostasis; magnesium ion transport. The record is from RefSeq and is a predicted model, not a curated record. The transcript is spliced from 2 exons. Gene Ontology annotation, cellular component: plasma membrane.